CGGGGUUUUUGAUCCUUCCGAGCCUUAAUGGAAUUUAUCAGCGGUUUGCAGUUUCUGCGUGACCCAACAUGAAAGAAACACUACUCCAGGAUGCUAGCAGAGGAUGCAGAAGGGGACUUGGUGCACCUGUACUUGCAUAAACAUGAAUAUCUCGCAUCCCCUUUGUGCGCGUCUGUUCCGCAGCCCUGGGCUGUUUAGGUCAAACGGAAAUUUAAUUAGACGGGCCGGUCCCUACUUGAAGGCCAUGGAGGGCGCGCAGGACACAACGUUGCUGGAACGCGAGGACACAUCCUAUAUGGGAUGGAUACAUGCGGGCAUCACAAUCUUUUGCUUUGCCGCGCCGUCCGCAGUAAUGGCAAUGCCCUUUGCGAUAGGCAAUGCUGGAUUCCUGGGAGGAAUGAUUCUGUGCCUGAUCGUCACAGGUGCUUCAAUCCUGGGUGCCAAGCUCCUGCUUCGCUUGAAAUUGCUGUAUCCUGAUUGUAAGACCUUCGGAGAUAUUGGUUUCCAAGUGCUGGGGACUCCUGGUAAAAUCUGGGGCAACCUUAUCCAGCUAGGGAAUUUCUGCUUAUUCAUGCCAUGUGCCCUUCGCUUCUGCGGUCUCGCCUUGAAGGGCAUUGGCAACUUCCCUGGCUUCGAUGAGUGUGUGGACUAUUAUGUCUUUGUCGUGGCUUUCGUUUGCCUUGUCACGACACAAGUACGUAGCUUCAAGAAUGCUCAAUGCUUCACAGUUUUAUCCCUCGCCUGCGUGAUUGGCAUGGUGCUUUCCAUGGUCUAUGCCUCCUUCCGCUAUGAGAACCCACACAAGAUUCCGGCCAUGUGGUUUGGCAAUCCGGAGCCAGAAGAGGGCUUGAGACUCAUAAGGUUGGCAGGUGGUUGCAGCAUUGCCGCUUGGGCGUUCAUCCCCGGAUUCUUGACGGUAGAGCUGAGUUCCUGCUUAGCAGAGCCGUCGGAGUUCAACAAGUCCCUGUUGCUGGCAGGGGCAUUGAAUGUGUUAGGGUUCUGCGCUGGGUGCGUGGUCAUUGCCCGAUGGGGCUACAAAGUGGGAGAAGUGAUUGCAGUCACACCUGUCAUGGCAUGGACACCGGGGCUUGCGGUCAACUCAGUCUUCAACGCUUGCCAGCUUGGCGGGAAUUUUGUGUCAUAUAUGUUGGACUCUGUUCCUCUCGGCCGAUUUUGUCAGCGCGCUUGGGCUCCAGAUUUCAAAGACACCUGGUCAGCGGGAGACAUUGGCCGUUACCUCACCUACACUCUCCCGGUUUUCGCAUUUGCUUUGACUUUGAGCGUGUUCACUCCAAGCAUCAAUGUCCUUCUGGAUUUUACCACAGCUUUGACGACGCCAUGGGUCAGCCAUGUUUACCCUGCAGUGAUCUACUGGAGGUUGAAGACGAGAGGUGGAAUAAACGUCCCGCCCCAACCCAUGACGAUCAAGGAGAAGCUGAUCGUAUCCUAUGUGUUUCUGGUUGGAUGCCUGGCAGUCUUUGCAUGCUUUGUUAAAGCAAUUGGCUUCCUGGUCUUUGAAGAGCUGCGACCCAAGUUCCAGGCGAUCGCGGAGGAAUUGGGGGGUUUGGAGGGAAGCCCGUCAAACGUUGAAUCCCUUUCACAUCGGAGCCACAUCGGAGUGACAUGCAUGGCGAUACUAAGAGCUGAUAGUACCAACCAUGUACCUCCAGCCAACCUGAUCCGCAAGGUUGGCUGCGACGGCUGGCUGCUUUGGAAGCCGUAACGACAUUGGACGAGCUUGGAGAGUCACAAGCAUGUCAUGCAUGAAUUUCGGGAUUUUGGGCCCACCUGGAACUGCAUCAUCACUCCAGGUCCCAGGGUUCCUUCGAACUCUGAUGUGUGGGCCCCACAAGCCACAUUGCGUCCGAAUGGCUUAGCAGAUGUACUUGGCAUUCACUGAGAAGUGCGGACGUAGAUUUCGUCAAAGUUGGACGUACCUUUCGAUCAAACCGGACCUUGAGCUGGAAAAA
Durusdinium trenchii is the source of this 1970-nucleotide messenger RNA. The record is from the annotation of a GenBank genome assembly. NCBI's taxonomy places the organism in Eukaryota, Dinophyceae, Suessiales, Symbiodiniaceae.